Cetraspora pellucida is the source of this 323-nucleotide messenger RNA. The record is from the annotation of a GenBank genome assembly. Lineage: Eukaryota; Fungi; Glomeromycota; Glomeromycetes; Diversisporales; Gigasporaceae.
AGGCAGUUAGAUUGAUUGAUUCUGAAGUUAAAUUAUUAAGAUAUUCAUACUCAAGUUCAUCCAAUUCAGAUAAUAAAUAUUGCAGAAUAUCAUUAAUAUUAACUGAAUGCAAUUUGCCGAUAAUAUCAGGUUUUGAUGUUUCACGAACAAUUAGAGCAAUGAGACCACCGAUUUCAAACAUACCGAUUAUUGCUCUAACUUCUUUAUCUACAGAAGAAAUAAAAAAUGAAUGUAUCAAAUCUGGAAUAAAUGAUUAUCUUUUAAAACCACUGAAAACCGAUGAACUCGAAAAUAUUUUAACUAAGUGGAUUGCUAAAAAUUAG